AGUUCUGGUGCCAGCAGCUUUUGCCGAAGGAGAAGGAUGGCCGUUUCUAUCUCUCAAACUCAGGCACUCUUUCUCUCCGCCGGAAAAACCAACCGGAAUCUCUCUAUGCAGAGUGCGGCGCUGUUUCAAGCUAGAACCAAGCUCCCCACUCUUUCUCACGCCUCCGGCUCUUUCAGUUUCAUCUACUCCGGCCAAAAAUGUUCUUUCACCUACAAUCCUCUCAGGUUUUCUGUUAAGGAAUUGAAGAAAAAUAGGAGAGGAUCCGGCGCUGUUUGUUCAGCUGCGCCUCUCACUGUCCGUAAUCUUCAGUGGAUCUCCGCCAUCGCUAAUGCGGUUUUAAUGAUUGUGAGAGGCACUGGAAUUCACAAGUCCUUUCUUGUUCCGCUGUUUGUCCUACAGGCACCAGUUUGCAUUACUUCUUGGAUUAAGGGGGAAUAUGGUCUCUGGUCUGCUUUCUUAGCACUUAUUGUUCGACUCUUCUUCCAUUUUCCUGGUGAACUUGAGUUACCAUUUCUAGCAUUACUUUUGGUAAUUGUGGCACCUCAUCAGGUUAUGAAUUUAAGGGAAAUACAGCCAGGCGCCAUUAUUUCCAUGGUUAUUGCUGCCUUUUUAGCUUUCCAGCAUUUCUCAGGAGCAGGCAGCUUGCAAAAUGCAUUUGACGAAGUUUCAAUUAUUCCAACCAUAGCUAUCAUUUGUAUCACUGCAGUUUCACUCUUUCUUUUGAUCUGAAUACCAUGAAAAAUCAGUAGUCUCAAUUUUAUGUUUAUCAUCUGUAAAUUAUCGAAUGCAAGUGGAGACAGACAAAAUAAGAGAAUCUCAUAAUUCUCACAGCUUUUGUUGUUCUCUUGUUGAUAAGUUCUUGAUUAAUUAAAUGAAUUAGUUGAG
Molecule: messenger RNA, 885 nt
Organism: Rubroshorea leprosula
Lineage: Eukaryota; Viridiplantae; Streptophyta; Magnoliopsida; Malvales; Dipterocarpaceae
Source: the annotation of a GenBank genome assembly